GAGACCAUGAGUGGAUCCGAAAGCGGAAGUGAGAGUGGAUCGGGAUCCGGCAGUGAAGAAGAGGAGGAGGAAGAGAGUGAAGACCAGUCGGAAGAGGAGGAGGAGGAGCAGGAGCAGGAGAAGAAAAAGAAGAAGAAGGGGGAAGCUUCCCGGAAAGGUCGGCUGGAGAGCGUGGGCAGCUUUCCAGCAGGAAACCACCUCCGAAAGCACCCAAGAAAGGAUCAAAGGAGAUCUCUCUGCUUGAUCUGGAUGACUUCACGCCCCCAUCUUUGCAGCCGAUCACCAGCAGCCCAGUUCUCUCCACUAGCCUCGUGACCGACCUGGAAGGACUUACCUUGAAUGAUACUUCUCUAACCACAGCAAUGAUCAGUCCUGUCUUUGGGGCAGUGAAGAAAUACGAGCUGCUGCACCGCAUGACCGGGGAAGGCCUCUCGGUGGAGUACUAUUUCAGCCGGCAACCUUUUGCUCCUGACCCCCGCAUGGUAGCGGUGCAGAUCCAGAUCUACAAUAACAUGGCAACUGAAAUGAAAAACAUCCGUGUGGCUGAGCCCAAACUUCUCUCCGGCAUGCGCAUCCAGGAGUUCAAGGAGAUUGAGUCUCUGGCUCCUGGGGAAACGGUCAACGUGGUGAUGGGCAUAGACUUCUGUGACUCUACCCAGGUGGCCAGUUUCCAAUUGUGGUGAGUACUUGCUGUGGUUCGUUGUGCUUUUCCCCAACUUCCUACACAACGGACAGAACGGGAUUGAAGAACCCAAGGAUGAGUCCUGCUGCAAGAGAUCAAUAACUUAUCUAGUCCUACUUUCUGUUUCGGGUAGAUGCCAACUGGAAGUUUGUAAGGGGAGGGGAAAGGUGACUGCUUUCUAGGGCUGCCCUCCAUCGAUUUAUUCUCAUUCUGGAGGUAGCAACCAAAUCAUCAGACUGCAAGUCUGUAGAGUCCAUUGAAGGUCAGUGGUUGGUCCAUUGAAGGCAUCCACGAGGAUUUGUCUAGCCCAGGGAUUGGCAACCUUAAAACACUCCAAGAGCCACAAAGGUCCUAACCAGAAGCCCCACCCCCGCCAUUCAAUUCUGGAACCGACCGGAAGUCUCGUUCCC
Thamnophis sirtalis is the source of this 1092-nucleotide messenger RNA. Lineage: Eukaryota; Metazoa; Chordata; Lepidosauria; Squamata; Natricidae. The record is from RefSeq and is a predicted model, not a curated record.